Molecule: messenger RNA, 2732 nt
Organism: Lagopus muta (rock ptarmigan)
Lineage: Eukaryota; Metazoa; Chordata; Aves; Galliformes; Phasianidae
Gene: PPA2
Product: inorganic pyrophosphatase 2
Biological process (GO): phosphate-containing compound metabolic process
Cellular component (GO): extracellular exosome; cytoplasm
Molecular function (GO): magnesium ion binding; inorganic diphosphate phosphatase activity
Source: RefSeq, a predicted model, not a curated record
AUGGCCCCUGGCACUCAGGCACUGCCUGUGAAUGCCAUGUCGUGCCGGUCUAAUCAAACUCAUGUCAAAACAGCAGGAGCUGCUGGCAUCUCAGCUUGGACCCGACUUAUCCUGGCAAGAGCCCCAACAGCCGUCAGCAGCAAUCAUGGCCGCAGCAGUGACAAUGGCCCUGCAGCCCCAUUGCUUUUAGGGAGCAGUGCAUCAGGAGCCCCGUGGGCAGCCUGCUUGCGUGAGGCAGCCACACGCCCAGUGGGGAGCAGGCAGGAUGGCAAUCGUCACACCUCCACUGGGGCUGACAAACCUGCCAUGGCACCACUCCUUCCAUGCCCCUAUUUCCUCCCUCACCCCUUCUCCCGCGGCUGGGGGCAAGCGGCCAUCUCACGGACCCCACAGCCAGAGUUUGGACCCGGCGACAACUGCCGCCUCGGGGCAAACCGCCAUCUUGUGCCUCUCGGGGCUGAGAGCCGCGCCUCCCCUCGCGCAGCGCGGCGGUACGGACUGCUGCUGCUGCCCGUCCGCGUCGGUGCGGCAGAAGGAGGGGCCCUGUCGCAGUAGCAUCCUGUCUGCAGGGCCGAGCCGGGCCUGCUGGCGGGGACCGCUAGGGACAGCCGGGGCAAGGGGCAGGGGGCAGAGGCCGGCACGGCGCGGCGCAGGCCCGGCGGCCGCAGGAAGGGGAGGGAGGCGGUCGCAGCCAUCAUGCGUGCGCUGCCGGGGUUGGGGCGGCUGCUGGCGGCGCGGGAGUGGGGGUGGCCGCCGCGCCGCUGCCUCACCGCCAUGGCCCGCUACGGCACGGAGCAGCGGGGGCGGCCCAACUCUCCCGAUUACCGCCUCUACUUUAAGAAUGCUGAUGGUAAAUAUAUCUCCCCAUUUCAUGAUAUUCCACUCUUUGCUGGAUCCAAAGAGGAUAAAGAGAUUCCUGCAAAGAGGUCAAAGACUACAGGAAAUGAGGUCCUAUUUAAUAUGGUUGUAGAAGUGCCUCGUUGGACAAAUGCAAAAAUGGAGAUUGCCACUGAGGAGCCGUUGAAUCCCAUUAAACAAGAUACAAAGAAAGGCAAGCCUCGAUAUGUGGCAAAUAUCUUUCCUCACAAGGGUUAUAUAUGGAAUUAUGGUGCUCUCCCUCAGACCUGGGAAGAUCCAAACCAUACAGAUAACAUUACAGGAUGCUGUGGGGAUAACGAUCCCGUUGAUGUUUGUGAGAUAGGUUCAAAGGUUCGUUCUUCUGGUGAGGUUGUUCAAGUGAAGGUCUUGGGUGUUUUAGCUCUACUUGAUGAAGGAGAGACAGAUUGGAAGAUAAUUGCCAUUGGUGUGGAUGACCCAGAAGCCCAGAAAAUUAAUGAUAUUGAUGAUGUCAGGAAGCACAAACCAGGUUACCUUGAAGCUACGAUUGACUGGUUCCGGUGUUAUAAAGUCCCUGAUGGUAAACCAGAAAAUCAGUUCGCUUUUAAUGGAGAAUUUAAAGACAAGGAUUUUGCUGUUGAAAUUAUUAAAUCAACCCAUGAAUACUGGAAAGCUUUGCUUCAUAAAAAAGCGGAAGGAGGUACUGUUAAAUGCACAAAUGUUCUGGUGAGUGGCAGCCCUUUUUGUUGCAGUGAGGAGGAGGCCCGAUCAAUUGUGCACUCGGCAUCAGUGCCUGCGAAUGGAGAUUCUGUUUGCCCAGAAGUUGAUUCCUGGUACUUUUUUCCACGUGAUCAUUGAAGUGUUCUGAAGCCACAUCUUCAAAUCUUAAGUCAUCCCAUUUUUGAAGAGAGGCACUAAUGGUUGGGUUCCCGUUGUGACAACUUUUCAAACUAUGUAAAUCUUUGAUCAUGUAAAUAAAUGCUGACAUUAUAAAAUUGAUGUUUCCUUUCUAUGUCUGUCUUUGUGAAGGGUGGAGCAAAGAGGAGAAGAGGGCUUGCUUGCAUGUUUGUUUCUGAAUCGUAGACGUCCAGGAUUAUUCUGAUCUGCUCAUGACAUGUAAUGUCGAAUGAGAUGGGUGAUAAGUUGGCUUCAACUUUGUUCUCCAGAUUUUGGAAUAAUCCAGUCAUUGGGUGCAUAGAAGGCUGUGUUAAAUGAUAUCUCAGGCUUGUCUGGCCACCCUGACUGUAAUCCUUUUCAAGCAGACAAUAAUCUUUAUGUAAUAGGCUUAGCAGUUUACCAUGUUCUUUAAAAUGCAACUGUGCUUAGUUUCCUGAAUUGUAUUCAUUUUUGUGCCCAGUUGUCUCUGCUUCACAGAGUUAUGGGCAGGGUAGAUUUGCUUUUACAAAAACAAAUACAACUGUACUGAGUAAUUCAGCUAGGAAGGGCUAAUGAAUGCUGUAACAAUUGAAGCAAGGAUGCACAUGUGCUCUGUGUGCUGCAUCCUGUUUUUGAUAAGUUAUGUUUCAUCACACAGGAAGGACUUUCCUUAUGGAAAGCUUCCAUUUUUAGAGUUGUGUAUGCCUGAAGGUUUAUGAUAGUUCCUCAUGCAGUGAGACAAGAUUAAUAAAUUGUGUAGAGCUUUGUUUGUUUGUGGUAAAAAUAUCUGCUGUAUUUUUUUUACUGCAGUGUUCUAUCUGGCCUAUGGCACUGUUAAAUAUAGGGGGUUUAGAUGUAAGGUGUAUGAGAAAUGCAGCAUAAACCUCAGAAACUAAGAACUUUUCCUUUUUUACAGUUACCUUUGCCGUAUCAAUUAGUUAUACUUUGUGGUACACUUUAGAAUUCUAAGCAUACAGCGCUGUACCUACAGAUAUAGCGGCCUUUUUUCUUUUCCUUUA